Messenger RNA from Colletotrichum orchidophilum, 537 nucleotides. RefSeq lists its product as uncharacterized. Lineage: Eukaryota; Fungi; Ascomycota; Sordariomycetes; Glomerellales; Glomerellaceae. The record is from RefSeq and is a predicted model, not a curated record. The transcript has 2 exons. The coding region runs from base 1 to 537 and encodes 178 amino acids.
AUGGUCACAGCAGGGCUGGGCAGCCUGGGCCUGAUGAUGCCACCGUUUGCUGCACCAAACGUCAACAAUAAUGACUUGAUGGCAUUUUAUGAGGCCCACUUCUCUGGCGCGGCGGUUCGCAAUUUCAAAGCCGAUUUCUUCAACCCAAAUCAUCAGCCGGACGCUGCAAUUGCCAAUGCCUCAAUCGAGGAAAAUGGCGAUGUCUUUGAGGAAGAAGACGAUCUCGGCUACUAUCACGACGGCGUCAAACGCACGCUCACUGAUGAACAAAUCGCCAUGUUUCGCCAUUCUGAGCUCGAAACCCUCAAGAGAGACCAGGAACGACGUUCAACAGUGCCACCUACAAGUCUAGAGGCUGGUGAGAAUGGCGAGGAUAGGAGCCUCAUGGCGGCUCAGUCAUCUCGCCAGCCAGGCAAGACUGUCAAGAACAAGAAGAAGAAAAGGGGGAAGGGCAAAAACCAAGAGCCGAAGCCCGACCUCCGCAAACGCACUUGGGAUGUCGUCGAGUCGGGUCUUGACACCCUCGACUAUGACUGA